This is a messenger RNA of Exserohilum turcica Et28A, 1944 nucleotides long. RefSeq lists its product as uncharacterized. The record is from RefSeq and is a predicted model, not a curated record. The coding region runs from base 55 to 1944 and encodes 629 amino acids. The transcript has a single exon. Lineage: Eukaryota; Fungi; Ascomycota; Dothideomycetes; Pleosporales; Pleosporaceae.
ACCGUCACAGUGUCGUCCCCAAAGUCCCGCCACGAGUUGGCCUCUCUCCCAGACAUGGACCCGCAGGACUCGAUCGACGAUGACGAGGGCGCGCCUCCGCAGGCUUAUCGCGACGACGAACAUGCAACCGCCUCGGCUGCCACAUUGGUUACCCAUUCCGAGGCUCCGGAUCGGGAGGACCACCAUCCGCAACGACCCUCCUACGCCACCAGAUACCUGCCCCCACGAUUGCGCCGCUUCUGCCAUAAUGUCGUUGUCUGGGCCAAGGGCCCUCAGCCACCGCGCCCGUGGAAGAUACGUCCCUUCUUCCCCAGGAUCCAAACGGCGCCCAUUCGCUUCUUGAACAACUACUUCCCCAAGAAGAAGCAGAAGAUUGCCUUGCUCGUCUUCUUCUACUUUUGUUGGAUCCUGACCUUUGGCUUGGUCUUGCAUCGUAGUGCCUUUGCAGCAGACAUACCCGGCUACGGCAGCCCCGUGCGCGUGCGAUGUACUGAUCGCUUUUGGAGCGAUGGAAAUGGCUGUGGCCUCAAUGGCGACCUGUGCCGCCCGUUUGAGAACAGCACCAUGCCUUUUCGCUGCCCAGCAAACUGCAAGCGCGUGCAAGUGAUAUAUCCACAUGCUGUUGGGGAUCAGUUUGUGAGUUAUCAACCCCUCGUCAUAGGCGGGCCUACAGACGAGGAGGAAACGCUUGAAAACACAUACUACCGUGCCGACUCGUUCAUCUGCGCUGCCGCCAUCCAUGCUGGCUACAUCAACGACGCUUCGGGAGGGUGUGGAGUCUUGGCACAGGCGGGCGAAAAGUCCAACUAUCCCAGUGUGGAUCGAAAGCACAUCAAGAGCGUUGGCUUUGACUCGUACUUUCCGCGCUCCAUCUCCUUUCUCGGUGGCGCCCAAGCCAAGUGCAGAGAUCUAAGGUGGCCGUUGCUUGGUGUUUCGCUGACAUUCACGAUUCUCUUGUCGCUCUUUACCACAUCGCCCUCCGUCUUCUUCACGUCCGUCUUCGUCGGCAUCUUCUGCCAUGUCGCGCUUGCUUCGGACCCGCCCAACAUGACCGACUACUAUGCCAUUGUCAGCAUAGCGCUAGCACGUCUGCUCCCGGCGUCGUUUUGCAUGUAUGCGGUUUACCGAUUUGCCGUGCGUCGCCAGCUCGAGGGCCUGGAUGCGCAGAUUGAAAAGACGAUUCUCUGGCUGGGAGGAUGCUGGAUAGGCGCUUUGAACAACUACACCUUUGACAAGAUUCCCAUCGAGCGCCUCACCCCUCACGAGAUUAAAAACCAGCCAGGCGCCAUCCCUGCGCUCAUCAUCAUUGUCCUUACCCUGUUCUUCAUUGCCCUCGGACAGGCCUGGGCGUUUAGGAUUGAAGGACGCCUUCCUCGCUACCUGGCCAUCUACGGCAUCUUGGUUGCAGGCAUACUCACCCUCGUUGCGAUACCCAAGAUGAACGUCCGGAUCCAUCAUUACAUUCUCGGCCUUCUCCUCGUUCCAGGCACGUCUAUGCAGACACGACCCUCGCUCCUCUACCAAGGCAUCCUCAUCGGCUUAUUCAUCAAUGGCAUCGCGCGCUGGGGAUUUGCCAGUAUUCUGGAAACGCCGGGUGCGCUUCGUGGCGAUGCGCCCAGUGGCACCCCUCUCCCAGUCAUUACUGCGCCCGUCAUUUACAACAACGUGGAUCUUCCCCAUGUCAAGGCCAACAUUACUUUUGAUUGGCAAUUUCCAUUUCCAAAGCCUUAUGAGGGAAUCAGCGUCUUAGUUAAUGACGUGGAAAGAUACCGCGAGUUUGAAGACCGGAUGGAAGGAGACUGGACAUGGACCAGGCACAAGGAGGGCAUAAAUGAGUACUUUCGCUUUGCAUACUUGCAAGGAGGGGGGCGGGGUGAUUACACAAAGGCGGGAGUGUGGAGAGCGGACGGCGGGUGGACAGAGAUGGAGGCGGGGCCGUCGUGA